This is a messenger RNA of Mycetomoellerius zeteki, 1856 nucleotides long. Its product is annotated as testis-expressed sequence 10 protein homolog. The transcript is spliced from 6 exons. NCBI's taxonomy places the organism in Eukaryota, Metazoa, Arthropoda, Insecta, Hymenoptera, Formicidae. The record is from RefSeq and is a predicted model, not a curated record. Gene Ontology annotation, cellular component: nucleus; MLL1 complex. The annotation marks the transcript as partial.
GCGUGGCGUGAAUCGAACCGCGGUAUAAUGUGCGACGAAUUCGUCGUUAUAUGUCGGAUAUUUUAAUUGUUAUGUUUAAUUUAAAUGCAACUAUUUUGUAAUUAAUACGAUAUAUUUCGUUUUGAGACAUGAGUAAGAAUCAUAAACGUUUAAAACGCCUAAAAUUGGAAAAGGCGAAAGUGAAAUUAAAAGCAAAGACCGUCCAUCAAUUGACAAAGGGUUCGAAUGCUACAGAUACGUCGUUUAAAGUAAAAAAAAUAUUAAUUCGUGAACAACUAAAGCAACGAGAUGAAACGGAAGUUCUUAGCACUCGCAAAUUAAAUAUCGACGAUUUAUUAACACGUUUUCGACAUCACAAUUCAACCGUGAGACAAGAUGCUUUGAAACAAUUAAAAGACAUGCUGUUGCAAAAUCCUCCAAAAUCUUUACAUUCACGAUUGAAUUCUCUGUUACAUGGUAUUGCAGCUUUAUCUCUUGAUAAAGAAAAAGAAAUACGCACAAAUUCAUUUCAUGCGCUUAAUUUUAUUCUUGGCCUUAUCUCGAAUGAACAGUUGACACCUUUGUGUGAAAUUAUAAUAUCGUAUCUGAGCUGUGCUAUGACACAUAUUGAUCCACGUGUGAAAGAAGAUUCUCUACUUUUCUUAGACGUGCUUGUACAAAAUUGUAGUAGUGCAUUGGCGAAGGAUAGUCAUAAAAUAUUACCUAAUUUUUUGGGUAUGAUAUGCAGGUUACAUAAUGAAGGUAGUCCUGCGGCACAAUUAAUAACAACGCUACAUUCCAAAAGCACUAAUGUAAAAUGGAGAAUUAAAGUUCUGGAACGUUUAGCUAAUUUAUUUACCUCUAUUGUUAACUACAGGAAACUUUGUAUAGUCUAUAACGAUAGUGCGACUCAAUUUUGCAAAAUUAAUCUCGACGAAGAUAUGAUCUCGAUAGAUAAUCUUGAGAAAGAAACCUUACCUAUAGAAGAAUUCGUAAAGUAUGUAGAUUUAUUGAUGCCACUAAUGUCUGAUAUUUGGCUCGAAGUAUGUCCAGAUGCGAAAGUUGAGAGUUACACAGAGAUUACAAUUUUGAGCGAAACAGCUGCAUUAUUGAAAAAUGUCAUUGUAAUUAUGCAAUCGAUUGUGGAAUACAUUGAUACGUUGGAUCAGGAUGAUUAUAGCGUCAAACGUAUGAAGCGUUGGUUUAAAGAUACGUUUCAUAAUGCAUAUAUGAAAAAUUUCCUAUCAAGGUUUCCUUAUGGUAAAGUAAAGCCUCUUAUUAAUGAAUCCAGAAAACGUCAAAAAGAUUUUUCUCAAAUGAAAUUUACGGAAGGAUGUUUGGAACAAAAUUUAGGACUUUGUCAAAUUCACGUAUGGUUUACAUCUCUGUUUAACUGCAACGAACAAUUUCCCAAGUCUGUCAGGAGCUAUUGCGUAUCCAUUCUCAAGUAUUUAAAUGGUAUUAUUGAAAAUUGGUACGACUCGUCGACUUUACCUCAACUAACUAAGCUACUAAAAACUUUAUUUUUGAAAGCUGGACCAGUUUGGUAUAGCAACUAUAUUAAUUUGAAUCAUACUUUAAGACUGAUUAUUGAAGCAUCUUCUCGUUUGCCUAAGAAAGAAUUACAAUCGCAUUUGUAUUUAAUUAUUGGUGACAUUAUGUUGAACAGCAAUUUAAAUGAGUUGCACGGAGAAAAAAUAUUUGAAAGCUUUGUUACGAUCUUACCAAGUUUACUCCUGAAACCGAGCAUAGAUGACGUCGUAAUUCGUAUGAUUGGUCAAAUAGUUUUACGUUUUAAGGAAUGGAUCCAGGAAGAAUUAAUAGCUAAACACGAGCCUAUUAUCGAAAAUGUUAAGGAGAUCGACAUUGUGGGUACA